GUGAGGGCGACUGAAUCUCUCUGUGAACACACAAUGAAAAGUCAGGGUUGUCUACAGCAAAUCGUUUUUCUACCGGCGUUAGGACUAAAGGUUGUACCAGUAUCUCCAGCGUUCAUCUAUAAAACGGGAAGAGUCGCGUGAUUAUUGUUGACUUUGUGUGGAAAAGCCUUCGAAGAGUGGAUAUUCAUGCGUUUUACGGGUGAUUUUUCUCUGUGCGUCUGAGAUUUAUCUUUGUCACACUCCACAUCUUUGAAGGAGCCCCUGAACGGACUCAAAACAAAACGAACAGUGUUAUAGAUACAAUGUGCUGCAUUUCCAGAAGAGAUGGACAGACUGGAGAUGGCAAGAAUUCUGUUUUGUAUGUUUUGUAGUGAUUUUGCUGCGCUUCGUAGCGAUAUAUACAGCUUAUAACAAUAACAGAAGACAGCAGCCGUGUGUUGUGAUAUUCAUGUCCAUAUUUCAUACGGCACGAGAAGCGCAACAUGUAUGUCCUGCGUGAUUCCUGUAUGUAAAGAUAGGGCAUUAUCAGGCCAAGAUGCGCGCUAUCCGAUCACGAUAAUGUCUUUUUCGUGUAUUGAGGUUUUAUUUUCGUUUUCACUGUGUGUCAUGCUGGUCUAGGGGGGAAAUCUCCUUCAAUGGUGGUUUGCUUCCUUCCUGAGUCCUGAUGUUCUUCAUCCAUGCGAGGAUUCACCAUGGAAGCCCCGAGUGAGCGCUGGUGGACACUCGGACACAGAGGCUGAUGGAUGUGUAAACAGCCUUCAUGUCCACGUGCUGUGACCUGUCUUUGCAGACACCAAAAAAUCAAAAGCGUGUAGCUGGAAGCAUAUUUUUGAGAGUGCCAAAGAGUCUCUAGGAGACAGCAGAGACUGUGAUGGCAUGAUGUAAACAUGCAUGCAAGAUCCGAUUCCACGUCUAAACAUGCAGCUCAUGACAAUCAGGUCUGAUCUUCGUACAUCUCAGGUAUGGACAUUGUUGGACGCAUUUUCGAGGCGAAAAUUCAUGCAACUAAACACAAUGUGUUCUGAACAUCCAUUGCGUUAAAGAGUUUAUUAUAGUUUAGUAUCUUUUACAAUCGAAUCCCACAAUGCCUCGCAAUCGGGCCUUUUCAGAGCCGGAGUAUUCCGCGGAAUAUUCGGCCGACUGUUCGGUCACCCUGCCCUCUGACUCCGGUCAGGUUGUAGGGCGCACUCACGAGGUGACCGUGCGCAGUUCUGGCUGCUGCCUGUGCUUGCCACGCUUCAUGCGGCUGAUCUUCGCACCUGACUCUCUGGAAAACCUCUACCAGACCUAUUUCCGCCGCCAGCGACACGAGACACUGCUGGUGCUGGUGGUUUUUGCAGCCCUUUUCGACUGCUAUGUCAUCGUGAUGUGCACUGUGCUUUAUUCCAGCGAUAAGCUGGCAUCUGUUGCCGUGGCAUCGGUGGGACUAGCGGCAGACGUCCUGCUGUACGUACUGUGCCGGUACGGCCUGCUGCCAGACCGUGUGUCUCGCCGGCUGGUGCCCUACGCCCUCUGGGUGCUCAUUGCGGCCCAGAUCUUCUGCUACCUAGGACUGAACUUUGCCCGCUUCCAUCAGCCCAGUGACACAGUGGGAUGGCAGGCCUUUUUCAGCUUUUCCUUCUUCCUGACGCUGCCACUGAGGCUGACCCCUAUAGUGCUCAUCACAGCUGUGUCCUGCGGGGUGCACACCCUGGUGCUAGGCGUCACGAUCGCCCAACAGCAGCAGGAGGACAUUCAGGGGGCGGCUCUUGGAAGACAGUUGCUGGCCAACAUUGUGAUCUACGUAUGUGCCAUCACAGUGGGUGUCAUGUCGUAUUACAUGGCUGACCGCAAACACCGCAAGGCCUUUCUGGAGGCGCGACAGUCCCUGGAGGUGAAGCUGAACCUGGAGGAGCAGAGUCAGCAGCAGGAGCGCCUCCUGUUGUCCAUCUUGCCCAAGCACAUCGCAGAUGAGAUGCUUCAAGACAUGAAGAAAGAGGCCAGUCAGAAAGAGAUGCAGCAGUUCAACACCAUGUACAUGUAUCGCCAUGAGAACGUCAGUAUUCUGUUCGCAGACAUCGUGGGCUUCACACAGCUGUCCUCAUCCUGUAGUGCGCAGGAACUGGUUAAGUUGCUAAACGAAUUGUUUGCCCGCUUCGACAAGCUAGCUGCUAAAUACCACCAGUUGAGGAUUAAGAUUCUCGGGGACUGCUAUUACUGUAUUUGUGGUCUUCCAGAUUACCGUGAUGACCAUGCGGCCUGCUCUAUAAUGAUGGGCUUGGCAAUGGUUGAGGCGAUUUCAUAUGUUCGAGAGAAGACGCAGACGGAUGUGGACAUGCGUGUCGGGGUGCAUUCUGGGACAGUGUUGGGAGGGGUGCUGGGCCAGAAGCGAUGGCAGUAUGAUGUGUGGUCCACUGAUGUGACAGUAGCCAAUAAGAUGGAGGCAGGAGGGAUACCAGGGAGAGUCCACAUCUCCCAGAACACCCUGGAGUGUCUGCAUGGAGAGUUUGAUGUGGAGCCUGGAAACGGAGGAGACCGCUGUGAAUACCUGAAAGAGAGGGGCAUUGAGACAUACCUGGUGGUGGUGUCAAAGGGACCUGUUGGCAAGAACGGCAUCAAUGGAGUAAAGCUGUCAGUGACGUCAUCUAAUGGGAAUUCUCCUCUACUGAUCAACACUACAGAGUGUAAUGGGACUGUCCACACUGCAUGUACCACACCGGAGGAGCCAGAGGAGCUGGAUACACGGGUGGUGAACCCCUCAUUUCCGAACCCUCGCCGUCGGCUGCGUCUGCGUGAUCUGGCUGAAAGAGUGAUUGACGCUCAGGAGAAUGAACAGGAGCUCAACAAACUCCUCAACGAAGCUUUGCUGGAGAGAGAGACCGUACAAGCGCUCAAAGGGAAGUACACUAAUCGUCUGUCUCUGCGCUUCACGGAUCCGGAGCUGGAGACGCGGUUCUCUGUUGAGAAGGAGAAGCAGAGUGGAGCGGCGUUUAGCUGCUCAUGUGUGGUGCUGCUCUUCACUGCCGUCAUGGAGGCACUCAUUGACCCCUGGUUGGUAGCAAACUAUGUGACUCUGGCAGUGGGGGAAGUCUUGCUUCUCAUUCUCACUAUCUGUUCACUGGCAGCCAUUUUCCCACGAGUAUUUCCAAAGAAAUUGGUGUCGUUCUCCACGUGGAUUGAUCACACACGCUGGGCCCGCAACACUUGGGCCAUGGCGGCCAUUUUCAUCGUCACAAUGGCUGACAUAGUAGAUAUGCUAAGCUGUCAGCCACCUCAUCUUUCUACAAAUGAUGCAACUGCGGUCCCCCCAACCACACUAGGAACCCGGGGCUGUCUGGAGAACCCUAAAUACUACAGCUACAUUGCAGUACUUGCGCUAAUAGCCACCACCAUGCUGGUGCAGGUCAGCCACAUGGUCAAACUCACGCUCAUGCUACUCAUCACAGUAGCUACAGGCGUGGUCAACAUCUACAGCUGGAGGGACAUUUUCGACACGUACGAUCUAUCUCGCUUUAAGGAAUACAGGGUUUAUCUUGUGCCAUCCAAAUACACAAUGAGUGUUAUGAUUUUCAUUAUGAUGGUCAGCUUCUACUACUUCUCCAGACAUGUGGAGAAGCUGGCUCGCACACUGUUCCUGUGGAAGAUUGAAGUGCACGAGCAGAAGGAGAAGGUGUAUGAGAUGAGACGUUGGAACGAGGCUCUGGUCACUAAUAUGCUUCCAGAGCAUGUUGCCAGACACUUUCUGGGCUCCAAGAAGAGGGAUGAGGAGCUCUACAGCCAAUCCUAUGAUGAGAUUGGAGUUAUGUUCGCCUCCAUCCCAAACUUCUCUGACUUCUACACAGAGGAAAGCAUCAACAAUGGCGGGAUCGAGUGUCUGAGAUUCCUCAAUGAAAUCAUUUCCGACUUUGAUAGUCUUUUAGAUGAGCCACAGUUUCGCUGUAUAACCAAGAUUAAGACCAUCGGCAGUACGUACAUGGCGGCAUCAGGCGUCUCUUCAGACAAUAACACUAACGGUUAUGCCUGCAUGAAGAAAGAAGAGAUUUCUGACAGGGAACGCUGGCAGCACUUGGCAGAUCUGGGUGACUUUGCUCUGGCCAUGAAGGUGACACUCAUGAACAUCAACUAUCAGUCCUUCAAUAACUUCAUGCUCCGCAUCGGGUUGAAUAAAGGAGCUGUUUUGGCUGGAGUUAUUGGGGCCCGUAAACCUCAUUUUGACAUUUGGGGAAACACUGUGAAUGUGGCCAGUCGCAUGGAGUCCACAGGGGUUAUGGGGAACAUCCAGGUGGUGGAGGACUGCUACUGCAUCCUGAAGGACUACGGCUUCCGCUUUGUGAGGAGGGGACCCAUAUUUGUAAAGGGGAAAGGAGAGCUGCUCACCUAUUUCUUAAAGGGACGGGAAAAACAAGGCUCCUUCAUUAACGGCUCGUUCGUCACCCUGCCGCACCAAGUGGUGGACAGCUCUUGACCAACAUACACACAUAAGCACACACGCUGUCGUACAUUAAACUCUUCAAAAUGGCUCUCGCACACCUCACAUCAUACCUCUGCCGAGAACAUGUGCUCCAGUAAUUAGUACUUUCAAUUGUGUUUUCUCUAUUUAUUAAAAGGAGGAAAGAAAUAUUGGUGGGAAACAAGAUAGAUUUUGGUAUAUAUGAGAGAAAUACUAUUUAAUAUAAAGUUAUGAAGUGUUCACAGCUAUGAAUAAAUGAAAGCGGAAUGAUUUUAAUAGGUGAUUAACAGUUUUAGAGGAGGCUGUUUUUAAACUCAUACCACACAGAGAAUAUAGAGUAUAUACUACGAGCUCUGCUGUAUAUUAUACACUGCGCUGUUGAAUGACAUAUUUUAUUUCUUCUUUUAAUUUAAAUCCUUUAUUAUUUCAAGAUUACCCUGAAUUUCCCAGUUUUAUUUGAAUGUUGUUUGAAAUUGAAAAGCUACUCAAUGUCUGUGUAAGAAAGCAUACAAGACUGCCUUUUUUGACACUUAUGGAAGUGUGAGUGUGUACAUGUGCAUUUGUGUUUAUUUCUUUUGUCACCUUAAUUUAUUUGUCAUGUUCUAUUGAUUUACUGAUUUAUUUUACUUUGCAUCCAUUUAUGAUGGAAAUACAGGGUCCAAAGGUUUGAGACCACAUUGGAAAUCUGGGAUUUAAUAAAGUUUACAGAAUAAAGUAAAUUACAGAAAGGUUAUUAUGUAAGAUAAAGAAGAAAUAUUUAUAAUUCUGCACUUUUCUAGGUCACUAAUCAAAUUUAAAGCAAAUAUGUGACUUCAGCCAUGUACAAAAUGUCUUGAGUUUUCCACUGAAAAACACAAGAUGCUCUUUGGGAUGCUUGUUAACAUUGUUUAUGUCAGCUCGAGCGCAUGCUGUAAUUAAAAGAAAAGGGCAUCAUACCAAAUAAUCGAAAAUCUGAAAUUCAUGUAUAUUUUUCUGUUCAGCUUUUAACUUAAAUUAAUUUGUGGAUCAUUUCAUUUAUUUUAAAUAAAAUAAGAGAAAACACCAAACAGAAUCUUUUUUCUGUGGUCUCAGGUGUUUGGACUCCGCUCUACGUCAUAUAUUCUAGUAAAAGUGUUCCUCAUGUGCCAAAAAGAAACCACUAUGUGCGUCAGUUUGUGGUACUCUGAGGACAUAGACCAAGAGUAGGAGAGGUGUACGAGUAUCACUGUGAACGUGUCUAAAGUCUAGUGGCACUACAUUCAUGGGCAGUAUUGCAGGGACGGAUGAUUCUUAGUUCAGAGUAUCUCCCCGAAUGGUGUCUUUCCUGAAAUAUUUGAUGAAUGUGCAAUAGUUUAUUCUUUUAUGGCACUCUGCUGUCCAGUACCCUUUUGCAAAGAGCCUUCCUUUCCCAUCAAAUCAUAUUUUUAUAUUAUGAUUGUAAAAAGGACGUUGGAUCAGUGUGUCUUAAAAACUGGCCGAACAGUUCAUUUAUUACCAAUGUCAGGGAUGUUCUGUAUGUGUACGCAGAAAUAGCAUUUGAUUUUGACUUUCAUAUGUUGAAAUGGUUUAUGAAGGCAUGACGUUGUGGCCGGUCUCUGGGGUUUAAUUCAGGAUUUUGCUAAAAUGUGAUAUUUUUGAAUUAUCCUUGGAUAUGGAAUAAAAUGGCACUUUGAAUGAUCUGUAACCUAAGGCUUCUUCAUUUU
This is a messenger RNA of Myxocyprinus asiaticus (Chinese sucker), 6111 nucleotides long. RefSeq names its product adenylate cyclase type 3-like. Gene Ontology annotation, biological process: intracellular signal transduction; cAMP biosynthetic process; adenylate cyclase-activating G protein-coupled receptor signaling pathway. Gene Ontology annotation, molecular function: adenylate cyclase activity. The transcript has 20 exons. Lineage: Eukaryota; Metazoa; Chordata; Actinopteri; Cypriniformes; Catostomidae. Gene Ontology annotation, cellular component: plasma membrane. The record is from RefSeq and is a predicted model, not a curated record. The coding region runs from base 1085 to 4444 and encodes 1119 amino acids.